This is a messenger RNA of Papilio machaon (common yellow swallowtail), 1882 nucleotides long. Its product is annotated as xylulose kinase. Gene Ontology annotation, cellular component: cytosol. Gene Ontology annotation, molecular function: D-xylulokinase activity. Gene Ontology annotation, biological process: xylulose metabolic process; D-xylose metabolic process. Bases 208 to 1797 code for a protein of 529 amino acids. The record is from RefSeq and is a predicted model, not a curated record. NCBI's taxonomy places the organism in Eukaryota, Metazoa, Arthropoda, Insecta, Lepidoptera, Papilionidae. The transcript has 11 exons.
UAAUAUGAUUAAGAGCUUUUGAUGGAAUGUAUAAAUAUAUAAAAAUGAUAUCGUGAAAUCGUUCUUCCAUGAACAUCUGAAAUACGGCAUUUGGUCACGAAACUUUAGUGUGGUGCUUCUUUCAUUUCUAACAAAGAUUAUAAUACUCUAGUUCCUAAACGAACUGUGAUACGUCUACGUCCGAUUGCCGACUGUCAAAAUAUAAAAAUGAUCGAAGAAACACGAAAAAAAACUUUUUUAGGUUUUGAUUUUAGUACGCAAAGGUUAAAAGCGGUGGUAAUCGGAGAAGAUUAUAUUAUACAGCAGGAGGCUGAUGUGGAAUUUGAUAAUGAUUUGCCAGAGUUCAGGACAUUUGGUGGAGUGGUGCGUGGUGAGAGGGGUGAGGUGACCGCACCAACACUACUUUGGGUCAAAGCCCUCGAUAUGGUCAUGGAUAGACUAGUGGUUGCAGGUGUUGACUUUUCUUCCAUUGAAGCACUUUCUGGUGCAGCACAGCAACAUGGAUCAGUAUGGUGGGCGAAAGGAUCUGAAACAAAACUCGGUAGCUUGUCACCUGAUGAGUUCUUGCAUACUCAGCUGGCAACGGCAUUUGUUGUUGACUCUCCGGUAUGGAUGGACUCUAGUACCACUGCUGACUGUAGAGCUCUUGAAGAAGCUGUAGGAGGACCAGAGGAACUAGCUAAAAUAACAGGAUCCACAGCGUAUGAACGCUUCACAGGCUCUCAGAUCCGGAAGAUGUUCCGCACCAGAGAGAGAGCUUAUCAGGCCACUGAGAGGAUCUCACUGGUCUCGUCAUUUGCAUGCUCGCUGUUCCUCGGCAAAAUAGCACCGAUUGACUUCUCAGAUGGCUCCGGAAUGAAUCUUUUAGAUAUAAAAACUAAGAAAUGGUGUGAAAAGGCUUUGAAGGCUUGUGGUGAUGAUACAUUGGAAAGUAAACUUGGAGCACCCGUACCAACUUGGUCAGUGUUGGGAAAAAUAUCUCCUUACUAUGUACAGCGCUACGGAUUUAGACCAGAUUGCAAAGUGGUCGCAUUUACUGGUGAUAAUUGCUCUGCUUUAGCUGGGCUUCGCCUACGAUCGGGCUGGGUAGGUCUCAGCUUAGGCACGAGUGAUACACUACUUUUGGGACUGUCAGCACCAGCUGCGCCUUCAGCUGGCCAUGUGCUGGUGGGGCCUACACCAGAUGCGCCUUACAUGGCGCUGUUGUGUUUCGCUAACGGUUCCCUUACACGUCAGCAUCAUCGUGACCGUCUCGUUGGUACAAGUUGGGACGCCUUUAGUGAAUUGCUAAGAGCUACUGUUAGAGGAAAUAUGGGAUACAUGGGUAUAUAUUACGAGACAGCGGAGAUAGUGCCGCGUGCGGGGGCGGGGCGCUGGGUGUAUGACGGGGCGGGGCGGAGGGCGGAGCGCCCUCAGCCACAGUUUGAGGCGCGGGCGCUGCUCGAGGGGCAAGCGCUCGCACGCCGAGCACACGCUGAAGACAUGGGUUUUAAACUAGACUCGUCGUCGCGUCUUGUGGCGACAGGUGGCGCCUCCGUCAACAGGGAGCUGCUGCAGAUCUUCGCUGAUGUAUUCAAUACACCUGUAUAUGUACAGGAAGAGCACGCAAAUGCUGCUCUGCUCGGAGCCGCCAUACGAGCUGCUGAAGUAUGGAGCUCUGAUGCUGGAGUUAAGCUCAAUGGUUCAGAACCAACCCUGUCACCUGUCGCCACCCCCUACCCCGACAGUGAAAAGAUAUACACCCCCAUGUUGAACCGAUACCGGCUAAUUAUAAAAGAUAUACCCAAACUGCAAUAAAUAUUAACAUAUAUAUAAAAUAUAUCUCAUACAUACAUAAAACUUUAUAAAAUAGCUAAAAUCUACAUCACGUGAUAGUCAAAAU